UACAAAACAACAUGCUGCUGGGUUGGUGUGUCGGAAAGGAUUGCGAUAUCGUUGUUUUGCGCAAAGUAAACUCCCCUUGACAAUAUUCGAAGCGAACAUGGGUGUCCGAGGUUUGACAACUUACAUCGGUACGAAUGCAGAGCGCUAUCUGGAACCAUUCGAACUACACGAUUGUGAACUGGUAAUCGACGGCGAUAACCUGUGCAUGCAGCUUUUUGUCCGUUCGGAAGACAGGACGGGAGCCUUCGGUGGGAACUAUGACCACUACUUCCGCGCUGUGGUAGCAUUUUUCGAAUUGCUUUCCAAGUGUAACGUGAAACCGUUUGUGCUUCUGGACGGCGGUUAUGAAAAGAGCAAACUAAAAACCGUCUGCGAACGUUUCCUGGGAAGGAUUCAGGUUAUCAAGCAUGUGAAAGCCGUUUCCAGUCGACCGAUUAUUCCGUUGUUGAUUCGGGAAGUUUUUGUGGAUGCGCUGCGAGCGUCGAAAGUUCCUAUCAUGCGGUGUCUUUUUGAAGCGGACAACGAGAUUGCAGUUUUGGCUAGGAAGCUCGAUUGUCCUGUACUGAGCUACGAUAGCGAUUUCUAUAUACACAAUGUUAAAUAUAUACCGUACGUAACGGUGACACAUAAGAUCUAUCGAAAAGUUAUAGAGAAUGACCAGCAUUAUGCGAUUGAGUUGGUGGAUCGUAGGAACAAACGUAAGCAUCGAGUUCUGGCCAAACAGGGCGAAGGUGAGAUCCAAAUUGAUCUUAUUAAAGAGUCGUACUGCUAUCUGGACUGCAGUCUGUACACAAUCGAAAGUUUGAUCGGUCCUAGUGAACGCCUCAAACCGGAAAUGCUACCAUUGUUCGCCGCUCUGCUUGGCAAUGAUUAUAUCGAAAGGCGCGUUCUAACAAGAUUCUACGCUUCAAUGAGGGUAGGUAAAAUUAGCCGAAAGGUAGCUCCACAACAACGAUGGAUUGAGGCGAUACUGAAGUGGCUGCAGCAUCAUUCGGUAAAGUCAGCCACUACAGCCGUACUCGGUCAGGUGCGGGAGAAGCGUCGUGAAGGUUUGACACGACAGUUACGAGGGGCGAUGUACGGGUAUAACUGCGAAGAGUGCAGCUCGUAUGAGUACUUUGGAUUUGAGGAGCAACAGGAGGAGAUAGCUGGUUGUGCUUCUGAGAAGUUUUUGGAGUACCUGGAAACGCCCGAAGUAGAUAAUCUUUUGGAGAGUGAUUUGGUCGAUGAGAUAAAUUCAAGCAACGACGAGGAAAAUUCCGACGAGGUAGACGAAAUAUCUUCCGGAGAAGAACGAGAAGAAAAUGAACCUGAUGAUAAACUCAUCAGCUAUACCUCAUUCAAAUGGGAUCCUUGGUUACGGGAAAUUUAUCAUGCAGCUCUAACUCCUCGUUUCGUGAUGGACCUUUAUUAUUCUAGUCAGUACAUAAAUUAUCCGCAGGUUGAGGAUAUCAGUAGACCAGAUAGCAAUUCUAUUUGCUAUGAGGUCUUAAAAUACAUUUUUGCUUUGUUGAAAAGUACAAAGAAUGGUAAAAAUUUUCGGUAUUUAACCCGGGUCGAAAAAAUGGCAAAAUAUCAAUGGAUUAAAUUCGAGAACAUUGUGUUACCUGAAGCUGUUACCUACGAUCCAGACCAAGAAAAAAAUAUGCCAUUGUUCAGGAUAGCAUUUGAAAACUUUUCUCACUGUGAUGAUAUAUUCACUACGGUUGACCAGCUACCAGCUAAUCUUCAGCUGUACUUUGUAUGCCUGGCAUUUUGGGCUGCCAAGAGCAGCGAUGUAACCUGUGUUCACAUUCAUACCGUGAUUUUAUGCAUAAUUCAGCUGCAAAUGGUGGACAAACAUUUGACGAACAGAUCACGAGACCUUAAAGUGUUUCAAACUAAUUUGAAAUCUUAUCUGGAAGCCCAGAAGAAAUCCGUACAAAAAGUAAUGAUAUCCGACCAGCAGACGGAACUAGUAGCGAAGUGUGCAGUAAAAAAGCUGGCCUCGUCGGUAACCAAGUCAGAAGCGACUCUGACCUAUGAGAUUUUGUUGCCCCACUUUUCCAUCCCCGAGCGUUAUCAGCGGAAACAUACAGAAUUUAAUCGUCAAGUCGCUCACACUUUUGCUGAGCUGCAAGCUGUUGCACUGAAUCUAUUUACACUGAACGCUCUACUGCGACACCCUUUUGAACCGCUUCGGAUACAUGAACUGUACAAUGGAAUAUUUCUUCACAACGUUUACCAAUCGCUAAAAUCACGAACCGAUCCAAUGGCGUACGUUAGAGGAACCAUCUUUCGAUAUUCCGGUACGUUGUUUGCCAUUCAUCAGGCGUUGUACCAGUGUGUACUUAAGCUGGCACCACAGGUGGAAGCAAAGAAAGGUGUAGCUUGCACUAAAACCAAAGUCAAGAAAAACAGCAAGAGUACAGGCGAGAAAGAUGGUAGACGGCAGCAGAGGAUAUUGGAUAAUGAUUGUGUGGAGCGAGAGGAAUGUAAUGAAAACACGAACGACAGCGAGCAGGAUGAAUUCGAGGAUUUGAACAAUCAGUUCAGUCAGUUGUUACGGGUUAGAAGAUAACGAGCGGGUCCAUUCGAGAUGGAACCCUAUGAUAUGAAUAAAAUGCUGCAUAAUUAUUUUAAUUGUCCGUGUAUAUAGAAAAUCUGUACAUCACAAAAUGUUGCAGCCAGAUAAAAGAAAAUUUGGGAAAUCUCCUUUUUCAUUACAUUGUUACGAAAUAGUUUAAUUUAUAAAUGCAUCAAAUGAAGGAACGAUUUAGUUCUGAAGAAUGGUAUACGUCAAUGUCAACUAUAGGCAACCGAAAUGUAAGUACCCUAUUCCUUUCUCUACGCAAUUUAUUGGAUACGAACCAUCAUUGAAACUAUUGGUUGCGGGAAUAUUUGAUUUGGAUAAAGUUUUCAGUCACUCACAUAUGAUUAUUCCAUACCAAUUGCUGUAUGUUGAAAUUGUGGGUGAAUGGAGUACAAUUAGUUUAGUUAUGUAAGGUAUGCAAACUAGGCUCGAUGGAGCUAUCCAAGUCAGUUUUGGAUCACAUACAUUUGGAGCAACAUAAUAUGUUGCUUCAAGCUGGUCUCAACCCCUAUUCGGCAGUUUUCACGCCGCCACCCGCGUUAGGGCUUGGUAAAGCCA
Topomyia yanbarensis is the source of this 3130-nucleotide messenger RNA. RefSeq names its product protein asteroid (gene ast). Lineage: Eukaryota; Metazoa; Arthropoda; Insecta; Diptera; Culicidae. The coding region runs from base 98 to 2560 and encodes 820 amino acids. Gene Ontology annotation, molecular function: nuclease activity. The transcript has 4 exons. The record is from RefSeq and is a predicted model, not a curated record.